Messenger RNA from Bombina bombina (fire-bellied toad), 5225 nucleotides. Its product is annotated as adhesion G-protein coupled receptor G1. Bases 266 to 2230 code for a protein of 654 amino acids. NCBI's taxonomy places the organism in Eukaryota, Metazoa, Chordata, Amphibia, Anura, Bombinatoridae. Gene Ontology annotation, cellular component: membrane. Gene Ontology annotation, molecular function: G protein-coupled receptor activity. The transcript is spliced from 14 exons. The record is from RefSeq and is a predicted model, not a curated record. Gene Ontology annotation, biological process: adenylate cyclase-activating G protein-coupled receptor signaling pathway; cell surface receptor signaling pathway.
AUGUUUGUGCUGAAGGUGUGCCAGAUUCCACCUGUCUGAAUUACCUGAGUGGGCGGGUAACACACAGCAACUUCCUGAGAUUCUGGCAAAGGGCUGUAGCUGCAAGCCGACAUAAAGCAGGUAACAUAAUCCUUUAAUAACCUCAGUAGGACUCCAGUGUACAGCAGAGUUAACACAACGACGCACAAAGGAACUACUGCUAGCACAAUAUACGCAAAACACUGCAGGUUACAGUAAGAGCACGGCAGAUCCCUAAGGUGUAGAAAUGUCCCACUGCCUCAUCCUGCCGCUACUGCUGCUGCUUCAGGGGUUUACCCCAUGGACUCAUGGAUUUACACUCUGUGGAUGGAGGAAUCAGUUUUCUGGAGGAGGGAUUCUUCAGUAUGAAGGCAAUUCCAGCCAUGAUGAUUCUAUAACUGUGGAGAACCGUUUGGAUGGUUUGAUUGUGCAAUCUGCCCUUUUGCCCUCCAAAAACAUCACCCUGAAGGACCUUCAUGGGCCCUAUGUUUUUUGUGUGCGUUGGUUCCCCAGUCUCAAGACCUUUAUGCUAACUUAUGGGCUUCAGAAUUAUACGUGGAGAGUUUCACAUAGAUCUAGUGCAACAAAUCAAACUACAAGGGUGGUCCAAGAAGAAAAGUGUCCGAUAAAUACUUCUUUCAUCAACUUGACAGUCAAUGGGUAUCCAAUUAACAGCUCUUGUCGCUUCCACUUCAAACCCGAAGAAUGGAGUAAUGAUGCUAAGUUUGUAGGACGUGAGAUAGCAGAAGUUGGUCGAUAUCUGAGAGAUGUGCCUGUUGAUGCCAAGAAAGCUCAAAGUCUCCGCAAAUGGAUUGAUAACACCCUCUCGCAGGUGCAGUUUGAGGGUCACAGUCGCCACUUUGGGAAUAGUCUUAUACGGGCCUCUGUCUUCAAAGUAGAGUCUGCAGACAUGCUUAAUUCCAUCCCUCAGGAGACAGGGAUUUCAGUGUCGCUUCCAAAGGAGCUUGUACAGAGCAAAAGCAGCAGCCAACCCACACGUCUCCAUGUGGUCAGGAUCCACAACCUCUCUCUGUUCCAGGAUGCAGAUAAUAGUUCUGUGUUAAGCAACCAAAUCAUUGGAAUCAGUGUUGAGAACAGGAAGAUCGUCAAUCUGACUGAAAACAUUGUGUUUACUUUCCAGCAUCGGCCAGUGGAGGAAAACUUCACUUCAGUCUGCGUCUUCUGGAAUGAGUCUGGGUCAGCUUGGAGCACCGAUGGCUGUAAAACAGAAGCUGGGAAGCACACGACAAAAUGCAAAUGUAACCACCUGACAUACUUUGCUGUGUUGAUGCAAGUCUCCAGCCAGACAAUAUCCGAGGAUCACCUUGUGGCAUUGUCAGCCAUCACAUUUGCAGGGUGCAGCAUAUCUGCUUUGGCCGCUCUCUUCACCGUGACCUGGUACCUCUGCAGCAGAAAAAUUCAGUCAAAUCCAACUCUUCAGAUCCACAUGAACCUGUUGGGCGCUUUGUUCCUUUUGGACAUGUUUUUCAUGUGCAGUGCAGUGUUAGGUGCAUUGCAGAUGCCUGCUCUGUGCCAGGGCUCUGCCAUCUUGCUUCACAGUGCCCAGCUUUGCACUUUUACAUGGAUGGCAAUUGAAGGAUUUAAUCUGUACCGACUGGUGGUUAAAGUAUUUAAUUCAUCCUCUAUAAGUGUGAGGAAGCUAGUUCUGCUGGGCUGGGUGGCUCCCUUACUAAUUGUAGUUGUCAUUGCUCUGGUGGAUUACAGCAAUUAUGGGAUGUAUAACGUAGCAGUGAACCGGACUUCAUCCAAUGUCACUGCCUCUUUAUGCUGGCUGACCAAUCCUGUUAUUCACCAAGUACUGAACCUGGGCAUGUUUGCCACUGUUCUCCUGUUUAACUUUGUGAUGUUGGUGGCCAUGACACGAAGAGUCCUUCGCCUAAGUCCGCACACCCGCAAGGAACAGGUCCGGCACUGUGUCACUCUCCUUGGUCUCAGUUGCAUGUUGGGGCUGCCCUGGGUUAUAGGUUUCUUCUCCUGGGGUGAGCUGUUCCUGCCAGUGCAAUAUGUGUUCAGCAUUCUAAACUCCUUGCAAGGCUUCUUCAUUUUUAUCUGGUAUUGGGCUCUCUCUCUGCCUCACUCGAAGAACCCAUCACGUUCCUGUGACAGCACAAGUGGUACACCAUCAUCUCCAAAACCAGAGCAGAACUCAAACAUCAGUGACCAGAAGAAACUCCUUACACUUGAGUCAUGAUAUAAGCAGCUUAGUGGUUUAUUGUACAUUCCUAUAGUUUGCUAGUCACUGAUUUUGAAGGGAGCCAGUUCCUGACAAAUACUGUGAUAGCCUUAUGUGCCCUCCAUUCCAGUAGUUUACAAACUACCUAAUGGGCAAUGGAAAGGCAUUACCAUAACAAAGCUAGCACUUUGAUAUAGCAACGAGUCUUCACAAAAAUGUAUUAGCUCCUGCAGCUAUUGAGUUGAUUAAUGAAACCAGGCAGCUUCUGUACAAUACAAUUAGUAAGAUUGGUCAGCCAAGCACAUCUCAGUCUCCUAUGGACUUUAAAUACUAGAUUGCAAGCACAACAUUCUGAUUACCAGAGCUUUAGAGCACAACAUUCUGAUUACCAGAGCUUUACAGCACAAUAUUCUGAUUACCAGAGCUUUACAGCACAACAUUCUGAUUACCAGAGCUUUAAAGCACAACAUUCUGAUUACCAGAGCUUUAGAGCACAACAUUCUGAUUACCAGAGCUUUACAGCACAACCUUCUGAUUACCAGAGCUUUAGAGCACAACAUUCUGAUUACAAGAGCUUUACAGCACAACAUUCUGAUUACCAGAGCUUUAGAGCACAACAUUCUGAUUACCAGAGCUUUACAGCACAACCUUCUGAUUACCAGAGCUUUAGAGCACAACAUUCUGAUUACCAGAGCUUUAGAGCACAACAUUCUGAUUACCAGAGCUUUAGAGCACAACAUUCUGAUUACAAGAGUUUUAUAGUCUAGUGCUGUCAUCAGUUCUGAUCACGGUAUUCCUGCUGGUCAGUCUACAAGCUUUUCAGUGCCGGUUUCAUAAGGUUAGGUAACAGAAGAUUAAUACAGAUGUAUGCAGACUUUAGUUCUAUAUUUGGCAUGAAGUCACUCUAUAGAUUUGUCUAAAUUCUUAAGAUCCUUGUUACAGAGUGACCACUGUUAAAGGUAGAUAUAUAUUCACCACUUUGCUCAGGUUCCAACUACAGGUAUGAAUCUAGCCAAUCAACUCUCCAAACGUUAUAUAUGCUGAUUGAAUCCUCUUGCAAGGACCUGACCAAGACUCUCAGCCAUCCUCUGGCCACACAGCGACCCCUCUUACAGAUAUCUGACCAGUCAGCAGAUCCUGUUUAUGACUGUAGAUGCAGUCUGGCCCCUCAUUUGAAAAUCUAACCAGUCAAAUAACUCUUCUGGAGCUAUAUCUGCAAACUGACCCGCCUUCAAGGAGCUCACCCAGCUUUAUAACCCUGCUACAGCCAGACUGCCUCCUGCCGGAAUCUGAUAAUACACUCUACCUUCCGAAAGCCAGAAAAAGACCCCUUAUGCAGGCUCUACCAGAGCUACUGUAAAUGACAAUUACCCCCCCCCCCAACUUGGUCUAUAUUCAAACUGCUGUCAUUUUGUUGUGAUUUUGUGUUUCGUUCAUAUUUAUACUUCUAUAGUUGCCUCAAUGUCACUGUUUUUUCAAUACUAUUUGUCUUUAUUUAUUAGAUUAGGUGCAUUAUAAAGGUAAAUUAACGAAACAUUGCUCACCUACUAUACACAAAAAUGAAUAAUGGCCUGCCGUUUAAUAUUUAUUGUCUGAUUACAUGGUACGAAAGACUGGACUACUGAAAUUGUAAUUUAUGAAUGCCAAGUACUACUGAGAUUUAUUAACCAUGUUCAACUUAGAAACAUAGUUCUUUUUUUAAACGUAAGCUUUAUUAUGUGUUGUACCAUGUAUUGUUUUAUCAUAUACACAAAGUACCACAUCCUGCCAAAGCACAUAGUUAUUGCAUAAUAUAUUUUGAAUAUUAGAGCAGCAAAGUGUGAUCAAUAACUUUUUAGGUUUCGCUCCAGCAAGUUACAGGUACCACUGUAACUACUCAGUUGGCCAUGCUUAUCAAUUAAUUAAUAAUAAAUCCUUCACUCCAUAUGGCUACUAACUGUAACAGAUACACAAGUUUUCUUGAAUACCAGCCCAUAUUGAAACACAUAGAUGUUCUCUCACUGCACUUUAAGCAACACAUUACUACUAAUUCUUAAAAUAGAGAUGCCUGAUGUUACUUUUCAUUUUAAAAAUAAGCUAGAGUUGCUAUAGCAACAGAUACCAUCUUGGUAAACCAUUAAAUGUCACAGCACUUCUUUUUCUAAAGUUAUCAUAGUGUCUAACUUUACAAUAACUUUAACCCUUCUAAUUUAUGGUCUCCAAUUCCAGAAACAAUUGUGUGGUAAAUGGGGGGGGGGGGCUGGAAUUAGUGUAAUUCUUCCCACAAUGCCUUUAGAAGUCUAUACUGUAGUUUUAUAUUUAGUCUUUACAGAACUUUGCUGUAAAGAUAUAUUUCUUUAAAGAUGAGUUGUAAAGUACAGUAAUCACCCUUAAUUUGUAUCAAAAUAUAACAUUUACACUGCCAAAAGCUAGGGCUGCCAGCUGUCCCCCACAAAAUUACUGGAGUAACACAAUGACAACUCCUCCCUAGCUCCCACCAUGAAUCAUUUUCUAAACAGUGAUUUUAUUAGCUGUCAGUAGUAGACAAAAUAAUGGUUUCACACUGUCCUCCUCAUUUAUAUCUAAUGCACACAAAGCAGUUAUUCCCACCCCUCAAAAUUGCCAGUUGCACACGGAGCAGUGAUUUCACCCCUGGUGACUACUAGCACGUCACUGAAGAUUUGAUUUCACAUUUUAAGAAGUGACAACAAGAAAUGACACUACACAUACGCAAAAAUGCUAUGACCAGUUCUGAUUCUUUCUGCCAUCUUGUAGAGGUUUGAGACAUAGACAACCUUUAAACAUUUAUUUACAUUAUUUUUUUUAAUUUGUGCAGAUGUUGCUGAACACCUGGCAACCCUGCCAAAGGCCCAUGAGCCUGUAAACAUGUAAUAUAUAUGUUAGAGAUUGGUAAUUUAUCUAAUUUUUAUGUAGUGAAUUAAUAUAUUUGAAUAGAUUGUGCAAUUUUGUAUAUUGGUAUCAUAUAGAGAAUUUAGAUGUAUUUUGUCUGCUUUAAUAAAAUUAAAAUUCAAUU